This is a messenger RNA of Cyprinus carpio (common carp), 1824 nucleotides long. RefSeq lists its product as uncharacterized. NCBI's taxonomy places the organism in Eukaryota, Metazoa, Chordata, Actinopteri, Cypriniformes, Cyprinidae. The record is from RefSeq and is a predicted model, not a curated record. Gene Ontology annotation, biological process: regulation of transcription by RNA polymerase II. Gene Ontology annotation, molecular function: DNA-binding transcription factor activity, RNA polymerase II-specific; RNA polymerase II cis-regulatory region sequence-specific DNA binding.
AUAAAACACGAGGAACCAGAAACACGGAGAAUAAAACACGAGGAACAAGGAGGACUUAUGAAAAUGAAAGAAGAAAGACGAGAUCUGAAAGAGGUGGAUGAGAAAUAUCCCGAUCAGAAAGCUCUUGAUGUCAAUGAAGAAAAAUCAACGAGUUGCAGCAUUAAAAAAACAGUAGUCAAGAGGCCUUUCAGCUGCUCUCAGUGUGGAAACACUUUCACAUGUAACAGAAAUCUUAAGGAUCACAUGUUAGCUCAUGCUGGAAUAAAGCCUUUCAGCUGCUCUCAGUGUGGAAAGAAUUAUACGAAGAAAUCAAACCUUAAUAGGCACAUGUUACUUCAUACUGGGAAAAAGUCUUUCAGCUGCUCUCAAUGUGAAAAGAGUUUUACACGGAAAGAAAACCUUAAGAAUCAUUUGGUAAUGCACUCAUCAGAGAAACUUUUCAGCUGCUCUCAGUGUGGAAACAGUUUCACGUGUAAAGCAAGCCUUGAGGAUCACAUGUUAAUUCAUGCUGGGUUAAAGCCUUUCUCCUGCUCUCAGUGUGGAAAGUGUUUUACAAAGAAAUCAAGUCUCAAUAGGCACAUGUUAAGUCAUACUAAGAUAAAAUCUUUCAGCUGCUCUCAGUGUGGAAAGAGUUUUACAAUGGAAAACUACCUUAAGAAACAUUUGGUAACACACUCAUCAGAAAAACCUUUCAGCUGCUCUCAGUGUGGAAAAGCUUACAGGUGUAAAGCAAGCCUUGAGAAGCACAUGUUAAUUCAUGCUGGGUUAAAGCCUUUCUCCUGCUCUCAGUGUGGAAAGGGUUUUACAAAGAAAACAAGCCUUAAUGUGCAUAUGUUAAUUCAUGCUGGGAUAAAGCCUUUCUCCUGCUCUCAGUGUGGAAAGGGUUUUACAAAGAAUUCAAGACUUAAUAGACAUAUGUUAAGUCAUACUGGGAUAAAGACUUUUAGCUGCUCUCAGUGUGGAAAGAGUCUUACAAAUAAAUCAAGCCUUAAUAGGCACAUGGUAGUUCAUACUGGGAAAAAGCCUUUCCCCUGCUCUCAGUGUGGAAAGAGUUUUACCCAGAAAUCAAGCCUUAAGGAUCACAUGUUAAUUCAUGCUGGGAAAAAGCCUUUCUCCUGCUCUCAGUGUGGAAACACUUUCAGACAUAAAGCAAGCCUUGAGAAGCACAUGUUAUUUCAUGCUGGGAUAAAGCCUUUCUCCUGCUCUCAAUGUGGAAGGAGUUUUACACAGAAAUCAAGCCUUAAGGAUCACAUGUUAAUUCAUGCUGGGAAAAAGCCUUUCUCCUGCUCUCAGUGUGGAAAGACUUUUAGAUGUAAAUCACACCUUAAGCUUCACAUGUUAACUCAUACUGGGAAAAAGCCUUUCUCCUGCUCUCAGUGUGAAAAGACUUUUACGUGGAAAGGACAACUUAAGACUCAUUUGGUAACUCACACUUCAUAAAAGUCUAAGCAUAAGAGUGUUACAAGCUCUGGGUGCAUAAAGAAGAUCUGUAAAGUUGCAAAGACUAAUGUCUUAAAUCCAAAGAGAUAUCCUUUAUAAAAGUUAAGGGUCAACCACACCCUCUAAAACGUCUCGUUCUACACAUCUCGAUGUCACUGUGUGGGAAGAAUUGCAUAACACCGCCCAAAUGUUCACACAAAGAAAGAAGGCAUAACUUCUAUUCUCUCUGUUGCUGCAGCUGCAAUGUUUUGGAGUCGAUGUGUUUCGUUGAAGUGAAACUUUGUUUGGCCUUCCGAAAGAGGACAUGACUAGAAAUCAGUGUUUAAGUUGUAUUUCAACACUGUUCCAGAACAGUCCAACCCAAAUAUUCAGAUGUAUGCUGCG